CCGAACAUCGAACCAAGCGCAUUCGCGCACGCAUCGAUUACACCAUGUCGUACACAUUCUCUAUUCUCUCGCCUCUCGACGUCCCUCUCUUUACCCACGACUUCGGCACAUCUCGCAGUGGCGGAACCGGUGUUGCAAACUUCACCCCAUCUGAGCGCGCCCUUGUCCCGUUCAUCCUACACUCCUCGCUUGACAUUGUCGAAGAAGUACAGUGGGGGCCGUCCUCAUCCAGCGGCUCCGCGCCCAUGUAUCUCAAGCAUAUCGACAAGUAUCAGAACUGUUUUGUAUCAUGCUGGAUAACAGGCGGGAACACUCGGUUUCUCCUGCUCACAAGGCCUCGAGACGAGAGUCUAGGGCUUACCAGUGGCGGCGCCGGAGGUGCGAGGGGAAGUCUGGCAGGUGGGCGAUCGGCGCUGAGUGGCGGUGGAGGACUGUACAAUCCCAACAGUCCUGCGACGGAAGAGGCUGUCAAGAACUUCAUGGUCGAUGUGUAUGAGGCGUGGGUCAAAACUAUCAUGAAUCCGUUCUUCGCAGUCGGCAACGGGGAUGUGAUUAAGAGCCCAGUGUUCAGGCAAAGAGUUGCGACAGCGGCAAAGAAAUACUUGUGAAGAUGUUAAGGGCACAUGGAAAUUCACGUGAGGUUGAAACUAUGGCUUCGAUAGAGCUAUAAACACUCGGCUAUGCGGGUAGAACACUAGAAGUUCAGUGAGAGAGCUUGGCUUAAGAUGCCUUGCAAGGACACGCCGAAAGACAAGGCACUAAUAACCUGCAACUAUGGGACGAGACAUUGAGAGGUAUGCUUGCAGAGCAUAGAGGCACCUGUCUGCAUUCACUCGCAGAAGCUACGGAGAGCAAAUUACUCUGCAAGAUCUACGAAGUCUAUCUACUAAGGGUGUGGUAGUAGACCUUAUUUAGCAACUCUUCUUAGGUAUUAAGAGAUUUGU
This is a messenger RNA of Exserohilum turcica Et28A, 944 nucleotides long. RefSeq lists its product as uncharacterized. Gene Ontology annotation, cellular component: cytoplasm; TRAPP complex; nucleus. Bases 45 to 608 code for a protein of 187 amino acids. Lineage: Eukaryota; Fungi; Ascomycota; Dothideomycetes; Pleosporales; Pleosporaceae. The transcript has a single exon. Gene Ontology annotation, biological process: endoplasmic reticulum to Golgi vesicle-mediated transport. The record is from RefSeq and is a predicted model, not a curated record.